Messenger RNA from Cervus elaphus (red deer), 3507 nucleotides. It is a transcript of the gene ZNF239, whose product is annotated as zinc finger protein 239. The transcript is spliced from 6 exons. NCBI's taxonomy places the organism in Eukaryota, Metazoa, Chordata, Mammalia, Artiodactyla, Cervidae. Bases 1309 to 2529 code for a protein of 406 amino acids. The record is from RefSeq and is a predicted model, not a curated record. Gene Ontology annotation, molecular function: DNA-binding transcription factor activity; RNA polymerase II cis-regulatory region sequence-specific DNA binding. Gene Ontology annotation, biological process: regulation of transcription by RNA polymerase II.
AUCAAGGGCCGCACGUGUGUCCGCGCGCCGCGGCGGCGCUGCGUUCCCCAGACCUAGCGGUGAUCAGCUGAGACCAGGCGGACCCAAGCGCUGAGCCAGCAGUGGCUCCGAGGGGUCUUCCUCUCUACUGCCUGAGCUCCGGCCUUGGCCGGCCUGGGAGCUUCGCAGUUGGCCACACCGGCCCUUUACACGCCGAUGACUGUCCUUAUUCGAAGGAGGUUUUCGGUGGACGUUAGGGGACCUAGAGGGGCUCCUGGGAGGGCCCAACCCGCCCGUCCCCACAGUCCUGUCCUCGCUGAAAAGAGAUUGCGUCAGAGCCCCUGCAUCCCAGAUAGACUCUGACUUUUCAGGCGUCUGGGGCAGCCGAAAUAUCUCCGAGAGGCGACACAUUCAUCCGGAGAGCUACUGCUCUAACUAGAACUUCAGGGCAAAUGCUGGGGAAAUAGGCACAUCUUAGAGCUGCUGGGGGCAGUGGGAUUUUCUUGCUUUCAUGGGUUUGCGAGGGAGGCUUGGCCUAUUUGAUCCAAAGCCCUGUGGAGAGAGGUGAGGGAGGCGCAGCUUGAAGAGACAGCAAAAGCAUCCCAGGAGAGGGUGUGUAAAGGAAUCUGUCCUUCCUGAAAGGAGAAAAUGACCAAGUUCCAGUUGGGGAUUGCUAGAACAGUGACAUUUUGAGAUCCUGGCGUAUGUUAAUAAUUUUUUGAAUUUAAAAAAAGGACUUCACUCCAUCAGUACUUCCUGUUUUCUAUAUACCAGACAUCGUCCUUGAGUCUGCUGAAAGGAACCAGUAGCAUUCACGGAUGCCUCUGUGGACUUCACCAAGAAAGACUGGGGUUGCUGGACUCUGUUCAGAGGAAGCUGCACAGAGCUGUGAUGCUGGAGAAUUACCGCCCCUUUGUCUCAGCGAAGUCUUCUGUUCGCAGCAUGAUACUGGAGGGUGCCACCCUCAGCUGACGCUCCGUCCUUUUUUGCUGCAUGUGUAUUCAGCUUACAGGGGACAUCUCUGCUGAUUGGGCUUGGGAUGAAUCUAAUAAGAACCCAGCUGGAGACUUGAAUGAAACUUUUGUGGAAAAUGAAGAUAAAGUACUUACGUUAUCUGUUACCUCAGGAGCUUUCCUGCUGGCAAAUUUUGGACCAGGUGGCUUAGUACAGUAAGGAGGAGUCAGAAUUAAAUUGUGAAUAUUCAGAGGGAGGUGUAAGUAACCCUGAACUGGAUCUUUCUACUUGUCAGAAGUGGAGAAAAGUAUCUUCUCAUAUUUCCAGGAACCACAAGCAGUGUGGUGACUCUUCAGAGUGAUGAUUUAAAAAAACAUGGAAAGUGAAGAAUAUUCAUCUUUGAAAGUCCCAAUCCAAAUGGCCACCCAGUACUCCAGUAUUCCAACCUAUAAGAAUGAGCCCCAGGAUCCUCAGGAAAGCAAAAGUCUGUUUGUAACUGAAGAAAGCACUGAGAGGAAACUGACAGAGGGAAAAAGUCCUCCCAUUGAGCAUUGUUCAGAGAACCUUCAAGAUAAACUUGUGGCUGAUGUAAAAGAAGUGGUCUUGCCAUUGUUCAAAGGGGAGACAAUUUGCCAUAUUGGCCAGUUGAAAGAAUCCUUGGAGCCCUUUGACUAUAACCACAAAGACGUUUGCAGUUGGAAAUCCCAGGUGGCCAGUCAUCGUCAUCAGAGAGCUCAUACAGAGGAGAAGCCCUGUAGCCAUCAAGACUGUGGGAAGACAUGUACCACCAGCCCAGGUGGUCACCCUGGUGAGAAAAUCCGCCUUUCAGAGAAAGUGUACAGAUGUAGUCAGUGUGGUAGGGACUUCAGUGAGCGCUCAGAGCUAGUCCUUCAUCAGAGGGACCACACCGAAGAAAAGCCCUACAGAUGUGAUCAGUGCGGGAAGGGCUUCACAAGGAGCUCGAGUCUCCUCAUCCACCGUGAAGUCCACGCAGAUGAGAAGCCCUAUAAGUGCGAUAAGUGUGGGAAGGGCUUCACCAGGAGUUCAAGUCUGCUCAUUCAUCACUCAGUCCACACAGGUGAGAAGCCUUAUAAAUGCGACAAGUGCGGGAAGGGCUUUACUCAGAGCUCCAAACUGCACAUCCACCAGCGAGUGCACACCGGCGAGAAGCCCUACGAGUGUGGGGAGUGCGGUAUGAGCUUCAGUCAGCGCUCCAACCUGCACAUCCACCAGCGCAUCCACACAGGGGAGAGGCCCUACAAGUGUGGGGAGUGCGGAAAGGGCUUCAGUCAGAGUUCAAACCUUCACAUCCACCGCUGUUCACACACGGGGGAGAAGCCUUACCAGUGCUACGAGUGCGGGAAGGGCUUCAGCCAGAGCUCAGACCUCCGCAUCCACCUGCGAGUCCACACUGGGGAGAAGCCCUAUCACUGCGGCAAAUGUGGGAAGGGCUUCAGCCAGAGCUCCAAACUCCUCAUCCACCAGAGAGUCCACACUGGAGAGAAGCCCUACGAGUGCAACAAAUGUGGGAAGGGCUUCAGCCAGAGCUCCAACCUCCACAUCCACCAGCGGGUCCACAGGAAAGAUCCCCAUUAAAUGAGGUCUUCAAUCACAUGCUCUUACUCCAAAGACUUCAAUAUUUCUAACAUCACUCUUACUUUCACAUUCUCAGGAUAUAGUAAGAGUUAUUCAGAUAUGUUCCCUCACUGAAAGUCAUUCACUUAAGGUAUUUAAGUACCAAGCACUUUGUUAUGCUACACAGUGAAUUGAUUAUUCUUGUUGCUCAGAUGGGUAGAGUGAAAACGUCUGUACUUUGCCAUUCAGCCAGUGUUACUAGAGCUACAUAUCCUACCCAGCAUUUCUAAGUGCAAGAACCUUAUAUUUGUCUAAGCAGAACGUGUUUCCUUUGUUCACAGUCUCUGAGAAUCUGGAGCUUUGGCUUUCUCCUCAAAUCGUGUGCCUUGUGUUUUUCAUAUUUCCUUCCAGCCCUGAGUAGCCCUCUUUAAAUUGUGAUUGCACAGUAUGUUUUAAUAUUUGCUGUAACCCCCAAAAGUCAUUUGCUUUUGCAGCAUUGUUACUGAGCCAGACUUGGGUCUUCUUGGCCAAGCAGAGUAAAGCCAAUCUACUGACACUGGCUUGUAAAGAAAGGGCACCAUUUAUUGCAGGGCACCAAAGGAGUCAAGCAGCUAGUGCUCUUCAGACCCAAACUGAUGGCUUUCAGGGAAACAUAAGGUGAGGAACAGGGGACUGUGGGGUGCAUGAUCAGCUCAUGGACAUUCUUCUCAUUGGCUGAUGGUGAGGCAAUUCGGAGUCAACAUCAUCAACCUUCUGUUUCUAACCCGUGUGGGGUCUGCUUGCUUGUGGGCAGCAAAUAAUUAACCUCUUACAUCUGGUGGCAGUUUCAGUAUCUGCUAAACAGCUCAAAGGACAUGGCUCAGAAUAUUAUCUGUAUUCUGGAGGAAUUACAGGUCCUUGCUUCACUUAAUAGCUAAACUAUUAUUGUUUUGUUUUGCUUGACUUUUUCCCUUUCUGCAUUUUCUCUCUUCUCUGAUUAAAUUUACACUUUGGAACUUG